AUUUAGAAAAUAAAAAUAUUAUUAAUUCAACAGUAUUCAUUGAUCUUCAACAAUGGAUAAUAACAAUUUUAAAAUCAAUAAAACAACCAUUGAAACAAGAUAAUGAUUAUCCAUAA
Molecule: messenger RNA, 116 nt
Organism: Rotaria sordida
Lineage: Eukaryota; Metazoa; Rotifera; Eurotatoria; Philodinida; Philodinidae
Source: the annotation of a GenBank genome assembly